AGCGGGAGGGUCAGGGAGAGGAGCAUUCUCCAGAGGCUAGAGGAGGUUGAGCUGCAUCCCUGCUCUGCCCGUGCCUAUGUGGUACUUGAAGGAUGGCGAAGAGGUCGCGCAGUGAGGAUGAGGAUGAUGACCUUCAGUAUGCUGAUCAUGAUUAUGAAGUACCACAGCAAAAAGGAUUGAAGAAGCUCUGGAACAGAGUUAAAUGGACGAGAGAUGAGGAUGAUAAGCUAAAGAAGUUGGUUGAGCAGCAUGGAACUGAUGAUUGGACUCUAAUUGCUAGUCAUCUUCAAAAUCGUUCUGAUUUCCAGUGCCAGCAUCGAUGGCAGAAAGUUUUAAAUCCAGAAUUGAUAAAGGGUCCUUGGACUAAAGAAGAAGAUCAGAGGGUUAUUGAAUUAGUUCAGAAAUAUGGACCAAAAAGAUGGUCUUUAAUAGCAAAACACUUAAAAGGAAGAAUAGGCAAGCAAUGUAGAGAAAGAUGGCAUAACCACCUGAAUCCUGAGGUAAAGAAGUCAUCUUGGACAGAAGAGGAGGACAGGAUAAUCUAUGAAGCACAUAAGCGGUUGGGAAAUCGUUGGGCAGAAAUUGCAAAACUACUUCCUGGAAGGACUGAUAAUUCUAUAAAAAAUCAUUGGAAUUCUACUAUGCGAAGAAAAGUGGAACAGGAAGGCUACUUACAAGAUGGAAUAAAAUCAGAACGGUCUUCAUCUAAACUUCAACACAAACCUUGUGCGCCUAUGGAUCAUUUGCAAACCCAGAAUCAGUUUUACAUACCUGUUCAGAUCCCGGGCUAUCAAUACAUGUCACCUGAAGGCAAUUGUGUAGAGCAUGUUCAGACGUCUGCCUUCAUUCAGCAACCUUUUGUUGAUGAAGAUCCUGAUAAGGAAAAGAAAAUAAAAGAACUUGAGUUACUCCUUAUGUCAGCUGAAAAUGAAGUUAGAAGAAAACGAGUUCCAUCGCAGACUGGGAGCUUUUCUAGCUGGUCUGGUAGUUUCCUUAUGGAUGAUAGCAUGUCUAAUACUCUAAAUAGCCUGGAGGAGCACACAAGUGAGUUUUACAGUAUGGAGGAGAAUCAGACUGUAUCUGCUCAGCACAGCUCCCCCACAAAGUUCUUGGCUAUAGAGGCAAAUGCUGUGCUGUCUUCUCUACAGACGAUUCCAGAAUUUGCAGAGACUUUGGAACUUAUUGAAUCUGAUCCUGUAGCAUGGAGUGAUGUUACCAGUUUUGAUCUUUCUGACGCUGCUGCUUCUCCUGUUAAGUCCACUCCAGUUAAGCUAAUGCGGAUUCAGCACAAUGAAGGACCUAUGGAAUGUCAAUUUAAUGUCAGUCUUGUACUUGAAGGGAAAAAAAACAUUUGUAAUGGUGGAGACAGUGAGGCUGUUCCUCCAGCAUCUCCAAACAUGGCCAAGUUUAGCACUCCACCAACCAUCCUCAGAAAGAAGAAAAGAAUACGAGGGGGUCAUUCCCCUGGCAGCGAACUUGGUGAUGGCCCAUUCAGUGAUGGUGGGAAUACAGCACUAAAACACACACCGGUAAAAACACUACCAUUUUCUCCGUCACAGUUUUUUAACACAUGCCCUGCAAAUGAACAACUUAACAUGGAAAAUCCUUCAUUUACAUCAACUCCGAUUUGUGGACAGAAAGUCCUCAUUACCACUCCUCUUCAUAAGGAAGCAACCCCCAAAGAUCAAAAGGAAAAUGUAGGAUUUAGAACACCUACUAUUAGAAGAUCUCUGUUGGGAACCACACCAAGAACUCCUACUCCUUUUAAGAAUGCACUUGCUGCUCAGGAGAAAAAAUAUGGACCUCUUAAAAUUGUGUCACAGCCUCUUGCCUUCUUGGAAGAAGAUAUUCGGGAAGUUUUAAAAGAAGAAACUGGAACAGACAUAUUUCUGAAAGAGGAAGAUGAACCUGCUUACAAAAGUUGUAAACAAGAGCAUACUGCGUCUGUGAAGAAAGUCAGAAAAUCACUAGUCUUAGAUAACUGGGAAAAAGAAGCAGACACUCAACUAUUAACUGAAGACACUUCAGACAUGCAGUCAGAAAAUAUAUAUACAUCUUUGUUAAUGAUACCAUUAUUGAAAAUACAUGAUAAUAGGUGCUACUUGACUCCUGAAAAACAAGAUAUAAAUUCAACCAACAAAACAUGUACACUUACAAAAAAGAAACCAAACCCUAACAUUUCCAAAGUUGUCAAAUUGGAAAAGAAUUUUCAGUCAAAUUGUGAAUGGGAAACAGUGGUUUAUGGGAAGACAGAAGACCAGCUCAUCAUGACUGAACAAGCAAGAAGAUACCUAAGUGCUUACACGACAACCAGCAGCACUUCUAGGGCUCUAAUACUGUAA
This is a messenger RNA of Elephantulus edwardii (Cape elephant shrew), 2342 nucleotides long. It is a transcript of the gene MYBL1, whose product is annotated as v-myb avian myeloblastosis viral oncogene homolog-like 1. Gene Ontology annotation, molecular function: DNA-binding transcription factor activity, RNA polymerase II-specific; RNA polymerase II cis-regulatory region sequence-specific DNA binding. Gene Ontology annotation, biological process: regulation of DNA-templated transcription. The transcript has 16 exons. Bases 93 to 2342 code for a protein of 749 amino acids. The record is from RefSeq and is a predicted model, not a curated record. Gene Ontology annotation, cellular component: nucleus. NCBI's taxonomy places the organism in Eukaryota, Metazoa, Chordata, Mammalia, Macroscelidea, Macroscelididae.